Messenger RNA from Vombatus ursinus (common wombat), 4109 nucleotides. RefSeq names its product DDB1 and CUL4 associated factor 8 (gene DCAF8). The transcript has 15 exons. Gene Ontology annotation, cellular component: cytoplasm; Cul4-RING E3 ubiquitin ligase complex. NCBI's taxonomy places the organism in Eukaryota, Metazoa, Chordata, Mammalia, Diprotodontia, Vombatidae. Bases 281 to 2080 code for a protein of 599 amino acids. The record is from RefSeq and is a predicted model, not a curated record. Gene Ontology annotation, molecular function: protein binding.
CAGCCGCUGGCAGGAGGAUGCCCCGAAGCGGGGAGCAGGGCGCUGAGCCUCGCCGGCUCCCGGGCUUGUAACUGCCCCAGCCGGACACCCUCUGACCUGCUCGUCCUUCAGUGAAUCUCAGUCCUUCAGUGAGCUAUUUUCUCAGGAGUCCAGCCAGGCCUUACUUCAGCCAUAAAGUGGGAAGAACAUAAAUAAUUUAUGUGAAGUCUGGAAGAACACAUUCAGGAUCCCAAACAGCCUGAGAAUAAGUCCAGGCUGGCUACAACAAAUACAACUCAAGAUGUCUGGUAAAGGGAGCAGCACAGAUGGCAAAACAGACCUUGCGAAUGGAAGCUUAUCCAGCAGUCCAGAGGAAAUGUCUGGGACAGAAGAGGGGAGAGAAACAUCCUCAGGCAUUGAGGUCGAGGCUUCAGACCUAAGCCUGAGCCUAACCGGGGAUGAUGGGGGUGGCCCCAACCGCACCAGCACCGAAAGCCGAGGCACAGACACAGAGAGCUCAGGUGAAGACAAGGACUCUGAUAGCAUGGAGGACACUGGCCACUACUCCAUUAAUGAUGAAAACCGGGUCCAUGACCGCUCAGAGGAGGAGGAGGAGGAGGAAGAAGAGGAGGAGGAAGAAGAGCAGCCCCGGCGCCGGGUUCAGCGCAAACGGGCCAAUCGUGAACACGACUCAUCAGAUGAUGAACGAGCCCUUGAGGACUGGGUGGCCUCAGAGACAUCAGCUCUGCCCCGGCCCCGCUGGCAGGCCCUCCCAGCCCUGAGAGAGAGGGAGCUGGGCUCAAGUGCUCGUUUUGUGUAUGAAGCUUGUGGAGCACGAGUCUUUGUGCAGCGCUUCCGCCUGCAACAUGGGCUAGAGGGCCACACUGGUUGUGUCAACACCCUGCACUUUAACCAGCGUGGCACCUGGCUGGCCAGUGGCAGCGAUGACCUCAAGGUGGUGGUGUGGGAUUGGGUUCGGAGGCGACCUGUGUUGGAUUUUGAAAGUGGCCACAAAAGCAAUGUCUUCCAGGCCAAGUUUCUUCCCAACAGUGGUGAUUCAACUCUUGCCAUGUGUGCCCGUGAUGGGCAGGUGCGGGUAGCAGAGCUGUCCGCCACACAGUGCUGCAAGAACACCAAGCGUGUUGCCCAGCACAAGGGAGCCUCCCAUAAGUUGGCCCUGGAGCCAGACUCCCCUUGUACUUUCCUAUCUGCUGGUGAAGAUGCGGUUGUCUUCACCAUUGACCUCCGACAAGACCGACCAGCAUCGAAACUGGUGGUGACGAAGGAGAAGGAGAAGAAAGUUGGGCUAUACACAAUCUACGUGAACCCCGCCAACACUCACCAAUUUGCAGUGGGUGGGCGAGAUCAGUUUGUGAGGAUUUAUGACCAGCGUAAAAUUGAUGAGAAUGAGAAUAAUGGUGUGCUGAAGAAAUUUUGUCCUCAUCACCUGGUAAACAGUGAGUCCAAAGCAAACAUCACCUGUCUUGUGUACAGCCACGAUGGCACAGAGCUCCUUGCCAGUUACAAUGAUGAAGACAUUUAUCUCUUCAACUCUUCUCACAGCGAUGGUGCCCAGUACAUCAAGAGAUAUAAGGGGCACCGAAAUAAUGCUACAGUGAAAGGCGUCAAUUUCUAUGGCCCUAAGAGCGAAUUUGUGGUGAGCGGCAGCGACUGUGGGCACAUCUUCCUUUGGGAGAAAUCAUCCUGCCAAAUCAUCCAGUUCAUGGAAGGGGACAAGGGAGGCGUGGUGAACUGUCUAGAGCCCCACCCUCACCUGCCUGUGCUGGCCACUAGUGGUCUAGACCAUGAUGUCAAGAUCUGGGCACCUACUGCUGAGGCUUCCACGGAGCUAACUGGGUUAAAGGAUGUGAUUAAGAAGAACAAACGGGAGCGGGAUGAGGACAGCCUGCACCACACUGACCUGUUUGAUAGCCACAUGCUCUGGUUCCUCAUGCACCAUCUGAGGCAGAGACGACAUCACCGGCGCUGGCGGGAGCCUGGGGUCGGGGCCGCAGAUGGAGACUCAGAUGAGUCCCCCAGCUCCUCAGACACAUCGGACGAGGAGGAGGGCCCAGACCGGGUGCAGUGCAUGCCAUCCUGAGAGCCCUGAACUCCCUCGGGAGGGAUGAGGGGUAGGGAAGGGGAGGCAGCUGAGGCCAGCCUGCCAACCCGCUCUGCUUCUCAGGGGGCAUGAGGCUGCCCCUCUCCUGACCCACCUGAGGCCCUCACAUUCAGCAGCAUUGCACUUUGGACUUUUUGCUUUAGAAAAAAAAAGACAUCCAAGGGGGAAGGACAGACUGGAGGGAGACAAAACAUUAAGAUGCACAAGGGACGGGUUGGGGGUUGAGGCCAAGAAUGUGGUUCGGUGGAGAGGUGCACGGGACUCUGCAAAAAUGGCCUCUCCCCAAAUCUUUUCUUUUUCUUUUCUUUCCUUUUUUUUGAGCCUGUUGUGUUAGUGUGGUUUUUUUUUGGGGGGGGGGUGGCAGUGUUACUUUUCCUCUCUUCCUUGUUUCUUCUGGGGAGAAGGCCAAGGAUCUUUGGCUGCUCAGCACCAUGAAGCCAGAGUGGGAAUGGAGGGGCCACUCCCUCUUUGGUUUAGGUUUUUUGAUUUUUUUUUUUUUUAAAGCCUGGUAAAGUUGCAUUUUCUCCUCCUUCCCCCCAAUCCCUGCUUGUUCAGGGUAGUUUCACUCCCUGCUAGGACUCCCGCCUCUGAGCCCCAACUGUCCCACUCACCUCUUCCCCUAUUUGUCCUCCUUUACAUAUCACAGUGUUUUGCACUUGAUUUUGCCCCUUCUCCUUUCAUCUUCCACCUCACCACCUAAAACAGGGUGGCAAAGAGGUGGGGGAGAGGGAUGAGGAUAGGGGGAGGGGGUGGGAUAGGAAGGAUGUUAACUUUUCUGUUACUUUUAAGGAAAUGUAUGUUUGGCGGCGGUGACGUCCCUUUCCUUAUCACUGUUAGAGGCCUAAUUUUAUAUCUAUAAAUAUAUUAAAAAGCAAAUCAAACUUGGAUGUCAUCAAGUUAAAAUUAUUGUCAAAGUUUAAAUACAUGUUCUCUAUGAAUGCAAUAAAGGGAAUGGGUGGGAGGGUUUUAAGGAAGGGAGUGGGAUUAGUGAUGGGGAUGACAAGUGGAGUUAGCUUCCCCUUUUUGUCCCCAACAUACCUAUUUGGGGUUUUCUUUUUGGAUCCUAGGAGUCUGGAGGAGGGGAAUCUCCCCAACUUUAGAGCACAGCUGCCAUGAGAAAUAGGCAGGGCUUCUCAUUACAACUUGGAUGCUAUCCUUCCUUUAGCCCUUGAAACCUUGCCUCUACUUAGUUUUGGUGUUUUGGUUUUGUUUUUUGGUUUUGUUUUGUUUUUUUUCUUUUGGUGGGGUGGUGGGGUGGUUCAGGGAAUCUCUUCUCUUUGACCCAUGUGCCAGACACCCAUUAGAAGCACGACUUGACUGGGCCCUAGAAAGGCUGUCACUCUUUAAAAUCUUGUUUCUUGUUCCCUUAAAGAGACACACGUAACCCCCCCCCCCACAUAGCCCACACUUCAUCCAGCCCCUCCCUCCUUUCACUCCUUCCAGUAGGAGCCAGUGCUCCAAGAGAAAGGUGAGACUUUGAGGCUUCACAGAUUCCCCUUCCCGCAACCCCCAGUUUGGGGACACCAAGCAGGAAGGCUCAGCCCUGUGGAAGAGUUGGCCAGUAGCAGAGUAAAAUGGCUUGGGGAUAGGUCCUGUUGCCUAGGCAUUUGGUCAGGAAAUAAAGAGUAAUCAAAAUGGAAUUAUGCCCUGAAGCCCGUGGCCCUGAGUGUUCUAGCUGCUCUCGCUGUGCUUCCUUCAGUCCCAGCCCUCCACCAAGCCCAGUCAGGGAACACGCUUCCUUGGCCUGGAACUGUAGAUCUCCCUCUAGGCCUGCCCAGUUGAGGAAGACGAGUUGGAUAAAGAUGUCCUUAGACUCUUCUCUCUCUAACACUUUACCCAGCAGCUCUCAGACCAGAUGUUAACUAAUCUACCCACCUCCAUGUAGGAUGUGAGGGAAGACUGAGUGGUCUGAGUCCCUUAUUGCUUCGAGGGUAAAGUGGGUUGAUUGGGGAAUAAAGCACUCUGGAGUCUGUUGUAUUUUCUCUCAGUAAAAGCUUUUUUUCCUGAC